Dicentrarchus labrax (European seabass) is the source of this 7832-nucleotide messenger RNA. It is a transcript of the gene usp12b, whose product is annotated as ubiquitin specific peptidase 12b. The transcript has 10 exons. Gene Ontology annotation, biological process: protein deubiquitination. The record is from RefSeq and is a predicted model, not a curated record. Gene Ontology annotation, molecular function: cysteine-type deubiquitinase activity; cysteine-type endopeptidase activity. NCBI's taxonomy places the organism in Eukaryota, Metazoa, Chordata, Actinopteri, Moronidae. Bases 109 to 1293 code for a protein of 394 amino acids. Gene Ontology annotation, cellular component: cytosol; nucleus.
AGCAGCACCACAGGGGGGGGGGCAGACGGCUCUCCCGGAACUCUGCAGCCGCUUCGGCUCGGAUCAUUUCAAAACAUCGGGGGUUCGGUCCAACAUGGCUGCUUACGGAUGGAAAUACUGAUGACAGUCCGAAAGAUCGCCUCGAUUUGUACGAUGGGCGCCAAUGCCUCUGCCUUGGAAAAGGAGAUUGGACCGGAACAGUUUCCCGUUAAUGAACACUACUUUGGACUGGUCAACUUUGGCAACACCUGCUACUGCAACUCGGUGCUGCAGGCUCUGUACUUCUGUCGACCGUUCAGGGAGAAGGUGUUGGCGUACAAGGUGCAGCCGCGUCGCAAGGAGUCCCUCCUCACCUGUCUGGCCGACCUGUUCAACAGCAUCGCCACGCAGAAGAAGAAAGUCGGAGUCAUCCCUCCCAAGAAAUUCAUCUCACGACUGAGAAAAGAAAAUGAGCUGUUUGACAACUACAUGCAGCAGGACGCCCACGAAUUCCUCAACUACCUCCUCAACACCAUCGCAGACCUGCUCCAGGAGGAGAAGAGCCAGGAGCGGCAGCAGAAUGGAAAACUGGUGCAGAAUGGUGGAGGAGGGGGAGGAGGAGGAGGAGGAAGUGCAGGAGGUGGAGGAAGUGAGGGGGGAGGAGGAGGAGGAGGAGGAGAAGGGGAAGGAGGAAAGGAGACACAGCAGACUUGGGUUCAUGAGAUCUUCCAGGGAACACUGACCAACGAGACGCGCUGCCUCAACUGUGAAGCUGUGAGCAGUAAAGACGAGGACUUCCUGGAUCUGUCGGUGGAUGUGGAGCAGAACACCUCCAUCACGCACUGUCUCAGGGGCUUCAGCAACACAGAGACGUUAUGUAGUGAAUACAAAUACUACUGUGAGCAGUGUCGCAGCAAACAGGAAGCCCAGAAAAGGAUGAGGGUAAAGAAGCUACCGAUGAUUCUCGCCCUCCACCUGAAGCGCUUUAAAUACAUGGACCAGCUGCACCGCUACACCAAACUGUCCUAUCGCGUCGUCUUCCCCCUGGAGCUCCGCCUGUUCAACACGUCCGGGGACGCCACCAACCCGGACCGCAUGUACGACCUGGUGGCCGUCGUUGUACACUGUGGCAGUGGUCCCAACCGCGGACACUAUAUCACCAUCGUCAAGAGCCAUGGCUUCUGGCUGCUGUUUGAUGACGACAUCGUAGAGAAAAUUGACGCACAAGCGAUCGAGGAGUUCUACGGUCUGACAUCGGACAUUUCCAAGAACUCUGAGUCAGGAUACAUCCUGUUCUACCAGUCGAGAGACUGAACCAGCCAGCGGUAAAUCCCCAACAGACUGUCACUCAACAGAGGGGGAGGCGCUUAAGGCUGCCACCGGCUCCGCCCAGUACGCUCACAUAAGUAUCCAGGCUUUAUUCCCUGCAGGCGGAGCUUUGCACUGGAGCGCCACUCGGAUCGAUUGAGACGUGUUCAGGUCGCAUGCCAGCCUCCUGGAUUACGACCGUUCAAAUCCUCUGAGCCCACACUGCAAAAAAAAAAAAAAAAAAAAAAGCAAAAAAAAAAAAAGCACCUUAACAAAACAAGAUGGCUGAAUCUGUAACACUCGCUUUGCACUGGGGCAUCAGCUGGGAAGACCGAGUAACGCCAAUCCAAGAGGCUGACAUCGCCGUGUGCACAGCGGUCCAUUUUGGAGGUAAAAGCAGUUUGGGAUUGUUGAGACGAUGCAAAGUAACCAAUCAACUGUUUCGGAUGAGGCAACUUCUGAUUGUAAUCCUCCUCGUCGUGUUAACCAUCAGUGUCAUCACAGUCUUCUUCAGCGUUUUUUUUUUUUUUUUUCGUGAUUGUGUGACAGGUACCAUGCGUUCACCCCCAAAACGAAAUCAUUCGGGAGACGGUGAAACUAAUAUCCGACAGCCUUGUUAGACGUCCCACCUGUCACGAUAAAACCACUGACACAACCUUUAGUGAUCGAAUAGCUUGAAUGUCCACUUGGAGCGCGGUGAUGCCGUUGCUAGUUUGCAGUGUUUGUAACAUGAAGUGGUGCUAAUAACAUACAGUGUUAAAGGCAGAGUGUGAAAUGAAAACCAGCCACCAGUGAGAUGUUGAUGAAUCUGAUGGAGGGGCUCAUUAUUUUAGUUUUUUACUGAAGAAAAUCUUUAUCUUAAAUAUUUAAAAAAUAUAAAAUAAAUUGAGGAGAUCUAGGUAAAAGUUUGAUUUUACCAUUUGAAGUUUCUCUGUUAAAGCAUGCCAAUCAAUUUCAUUGUUUUCCAUUAAUUGCAGCGACCCUUAAAGCAGGAAAUUACAACGUUUGGGAUGAAUAGGAACAUAAUGUCUGGUUGAAAAUCAGUUUGUCCCAAUGUGCUCCUUUUUAAAAAUAAAAAAAUCUGCAUGUUUUUCAGCAAAAAAAAAAAAAAAAGGUAAAAACCAAAAACAAUGAGCCGUACAGAUCACCAACAACCUUGGUCCAGUUUUAAAACGAGUGAGUGAAAAGUGGCUGGUUUUAUAGUAACUGGUGUGUCGUGCCAUUACGGGUUAUGUUUGGUGCCACAGCGGAAAAACUCAAAGAGGGAAGACACUGAACGAAGAGCAGUCAGGUGUUUCAGUGUUUUUUUUAAAGCCGGCUUUUUUGUGGUUUUGACAGAAAGCAAAGUCUCUCUCGCAGUUUGCUUUGAAAAGUUUGUGUUUUAACAUUUGAGUUUUUUUUUAAAUGCCAGAAUAUGCACAUUUGUACCAUUUUUAAAAGGGACACAUACAGAGAAAAGUACUUUUUCUUUUCUUUAAGUCAGUUCUGAAAUCCAAACUGUCACACUACGUACAGGUUGAAUGUUUGUGUUUAGCAUGUCUUGUCCUUUAUUAUUAAAAGCUUUAUUUCUGGACAGCAAACUCUGCUGAAGCUGGUUCAGCACACCUCAUAAUAUCAACCACCAAUCACACGCUGGCAAAUCUCGACUCUGGCUUAAGUGUUUCUCCUGCAGCUGCAGCGUUGGCAGGGAGUCAGACCUUUUACAUAACAUGUUUUUCACUCCAGAACCUUAAAUUGGAGCCGUCAGUAACGCUGAGUGAUGCUAACGGUCUGCUAAAGUGGCACGCGUCCACUGUCGGUUGACGACAUGGUAUAUUUAAUGCAGUAAGACUGUCUGGCGUGUUUGUCUGAGCAGUUUAAGAUGGAUUCCUUCUUUGUAUUUAAAAAAAAAUAACUUAGCACAAUAGGAAAGAGUUCAGGAUGUUCAUUUAAUGUUGACUCUUCCUGUUUUAGGAAUUUAAGAUUGUUUUAAAUCAGUAUUUAAAAAAUUAACAUUUGCAGCUUCUCCAAUGUGGGGCUGAUUUUUCUCUUAUUGUGAAUUCAAACCUUUUGAUUUUUUUUUUUUUAAAUUUGAACAAUAAAUCAGUGAAUAUUGAAAAUAAUCAGUGGCAGCUGUAUUGUAAAUCCAUUCAGUCAGCUGGUGAAAACUGGAAAAACUGGGAGGUAAUGCAGAAACCUUUGUAGUAACUAUGAAGUAAUAUGAUGACAAAUCCUCCGGUAUUGGGUUUUAUGUGCUUCUGAAUCUCUCCAACUAUCAUCUAGUCUAUAAAAUGUCCAAAAACAGUAGAAAAUGCACAUCUUAACAAACCGUAGGAGAUGUUUUCAAAUUGAUUUAUCCUACAAAAAUUGUCCCCAACCAGAAAAUAUUUAGUUUACAGUGAUAGAAAAAAAGAGACAACAAAAUCAUAUCCUCACAUUUGAGAAGCUAGAGACAGAAAAUGUUUAUGUUGGAUAAGUAACUUUAUCAGAUGAACAAAAUAGUUGCAGAAUAAUUUUUCAAGGGAUCGACUCAUCACUUAAUGGACUUUCGGCUCUAUAUGAUUGCAAGGAAGAGUCGGAUUUUUCUUCUGCUUCCUCCAUUAUGAACCACCGUCAGAGCCACUCAUUUUAUGAGUGGGUAUAUCUUUUCACCCCUGAGGUAAAAGAGUGUAAUUAAUGCUUUCAAAUGGGUUUUAAUUGUGCUGAGGCAAAGAGAAACAGGAGCCAUUUUAAAGCCUGUACUCAUUCUCUCUAACUCGAGCCUGCUGAUGGGCAGCAACCUGCUUUUUUCACCUCUGUUGUUUUUUGUUUAACGCACAAAACAAACCAAAUGUAGGAUUUUUGGUUUAAUCGUAUUUUUUAAAGUAUGUUUUACACUGCCAAGUUUGUGAGGCUCCACCCGACUGGGCUGUCCCAGAUUUAACAAGCAAGCUCACCCAGUCACUCUUUGUAACAGCUGUAGCAGAUGGAAAAUUAAUGGAAACAUGCUCUCCGUAGCCUUUAAGGUGUUUAUAUUCUACAGUAGUUGAGUGGCCUGGGCAGUGGGUCAAGUAUUAUCUGAAUGUUAAAAUGUACAGUAAAAUAAAAAUAGGGCUGCUGCUUGACCUGUAAAACACCACUUAGACACGUCUUAAUAAUCUGAAGUUGCUCUCUCUCCUGCCGAGACAAGAAAAAGCACUUUUAACAACAUACUUUAUUCUGAAAUUCUUCCUUUGAAGUCCUUUAGUUUGAACAAAAGUAAUGGAUGUCAGGUUGUAUAUCCUGGGGUUUGCUGACAGUGUUUUCACGUUACAAAGUGAUGUUGAGAUAGUAUUUGAUUGGCCACUGAUUGCCCUCCGACGUUGCUUUGUGGUCUAGCAAAAGUUGAGCCAGCUUCUCUUAGGGGCUAUGUAAUGUUAAAACACUCCCAGCAAACCCAGCCAUAUCCAAGUUGAUAUGUCCUAUUUUUUUUUUUUUUUUUUUUUUAGCAGAAGUGUGUGUUCAAGUUCUCAAAUGUCUCGCUUGGCUUAAAGUAACCGUAAAUGACAGAAGGAAAGGGAGCAACUUCAGAUGACGUGUCUCAAACGCUUCCCUUCAUUCACUGGGUUGAGGCUUCAAAGUCAACACUAUUUCCUGUCUCUGCUGCUCUUAAACUCAACUAAUCUACAUGAACGGAAGAUGUUUUGCGUGGUGUUGAAUUUGUUUUGGGGGUCACUCCACUUCGUUUCCACCAGUACUUCCAUUUCUGAAAGUCAGAAAAGGUAGUUUAUGGUUGACAAUGACUUGAAACGCAAGUUAUAUCCAGGCACCAACAGAAACUGUGGACUCUUGUUAGAGUUGCUUUCAUGAUGUUUUCAGAUUUUAGGAAAAAUUUACUCACAGUAUAAAUUAACAAAAACAAGCACAACAGAGCAUUAUUUGGAGGAUACAAGUCCACAGAUUAAGUUUGGAGCUGGUUAUGAUUCUGUUUUUUAAUAAAAUGCAGUUUCAUGGAAAUUAUUGGUCCUAAAAACUGCAAAUGUCUCUCCUCAACAAGACUGGUUGAAAUUAUUGGCAAAACAAAGUGUUUAAAACCCGUGUUGAAACAAGGCUCUUUUUUUAUUUAAAUACUAUUAAUAUUGUUAUGAAUGUUUAUGUUAUCUUCUUUUCUUAGAUGUUUCACUUGUUUUUGAUAUAUUUCACUAAUUUUACUAGUCUACCAUUCUUGAGUAGGCAGCUUUGGAUAUUUGAAGAUUAUUUUGGUUUCAUUUGGGAGUGUGUGACAAGAGAUGUUGAUGUGUACAUAAAUACAGAUGUUAUUAUUGGAAUAUAAAUAUUUGCUUGCUUGAAAUAAUCAGCAGACCUAGAUCAAAAAUGUUAGUGGACAUUAUAUCUUUAAAUACUUUUAUUCUGGCAAUGAAUCGAUACGCCUUGUGCUUAAAGUAUCAAGCCCCACCUAUCUGGCAUCCCAGGCAGCCUAAACCAAACAGCCCAAAGCUAAUUAGCUCAUAUGUAAUCUGACUGAUCACACUAUAAUAAACAGAAAACUACCUGAUAUCAUUAAGAUAUACUUGCUUUGAAGUUCUCCAUACAAGAAACUGCUGUGCAGAGAGUAACUGACCAAAAACUGUUCUUUGUAUCACAGUGUUAAAGGAAAAAUCCACAUAAUAAUUCUGUUUGAUUUAGUUUUUCCUGUGAAUAAUUAGUCAAAUGUAGAUGACAUGGCAACAGAUAUUUACAUUGACAUUUUGUUUUUAAUCUCUCUUAUGUUGAAGAGCACUAGAAGACAACUGUACUGGCUUCCCAAAAAGCUUAACUUAAAUUUCAGUAUCAAACUUAAAAUAUGUCUUUUGUGCAGUUUGAAAAUUGUUAACUUGUAAGGUUGCAUUGUAAUUUUUGUAAUAGUCCGACCAAUAAGCUGCCUAGGCUGAUAAUAACUGCUGAUAUUAUCUGAUUUCAGAUGUAUUAGUGUUGCGUAUAUGUUCAAGUAAUACAAAAUGAAAUUAAAGUACAGAAAUGCCAAAGAUACAUAUGAGAUAUUGGACAUAUUUUGUCCAACAGACAGCACUGACAAGUUUAAUUUUCAAUUGUAAAUUAAAUAAAAUACAUAGAGAAUGUCAGCAAAUACAUUGUUGUUGGAUAUCUUAAAAUUCUCUAUUUUGAUAUUGGUAUCAGUCUUAAACAUCUAACGUCUAAUAUCGGUUAUGCCAGAACACUUAUUUCUACAAAUAAUUGAUCAAAUAAGCUGCAUAUUCAUGAAAUGUCACGGGUAUCUAUGUAUAAGAAUUAAAUUAACCUAAAUAACUUACAGUACAAGUGAAAUUAUGAUGCAAAUUAUAUCUGAUCAAAGAAUAAGAAAACAACUUAACGACGAUUAAGUUUCAGUACUAAAAAUUACUUAAAUACUUAAACUGGUCUUCAACAUUGUGAUUAUUCACCUAAUCAAAGUCCUGAUGACAUUGCUUUCUGUUAAUUUCUUUAAUCUAAAAUAUGACGUCAUCUGCAAAGAGUCAGAGUUUAUUUCUAGAUUUUAAAUCAACUUCAACCAAUCAAACAACACAGAAAUCAAUUUGCGACUAUUGAAGAGGCAAGAAGACCAGUUUCUACACCAGAAUGUGCCGAAAAUAGGCCAGAAAGUCAUCUUCUGAUUUUUAUUUUUUUACCCAACUAGUCUGACGCGUAAAUAUUCAAUAUAUCAAGAUUUUUAUUAAGCUCCUGUUUGUUCGUUAUUGAUCAAAAGCAGCAAUGCCUCUUUUCAGAAGGCUUUAGAAAGCUAUGAGGAAGUAAAUUGAGUUGGGUUGAGGUUGGAAAGCAGAAGCACCAACCCUUUGUCACAAAAAAACUAUUUAAAUAACAAAAACUGACAUCUGCGGGUGGAUUUUUCCUUUAACAGUAUUAGUUGUUCUGUCCGGUCGUCCACAUCACUCCCCGUUUUCAGACUCAACAAGAAUGUAAAUGUUUUGAACCCAGUAUGUGAUGGGCGAACAGUGACUGAAUGUGUCAUUAACACUCCAAGGUUGUACGUUACGACUAUAGUGUGCAGCAGUGGCAGAAGCCUCCACAGACACUAACUAAAAUCAGGACACAUCCACACCUUCAGAAAAUAUUCAAACUCCUUGAUCUGUUAUUAUUUUUUAAAUUUGUGACAUUGAAUUUAAACUUUAAGAAAGUAUGGUAUGUUUUUUUUAGCCUCAUUUUACAUAAAAUAUUCCAUUAUGGAGAGUCAGCUACAGACUGAGGGUAAAAAAUCAAGGUGGUUGAGCCUUUUCUGGAAGGUCUGCUCUUCUUUUGGCACCAGCCUCAGACAGACUGAAGUGUUUUUACUUGUUUUUUGUGGCAGACAUUUAAUUGGCCAUGAAACUGCACCGUCUCUCUGUGGCUUCUCAGCUCUUGCUGCGAACAGAUCUGAAGUACAAAGAAUUGAAUCCUUCUCCUCUGAGUUGUUUUGUGGGUGUUUUGUGGGGGCUGCUGCUGCUGCACAUACUGCUGUCUGAAGUUCAUACUGAAUACAUUUAGAUGCAGUGAAGUUUGGGAGUGACGGCUGGUUCUGAUGGUGUCCAAACUGUUUGAAAUAAAAGACAAACUGGUUUUGAAGAUGGAAUAAUCUA